Molecule: messenger RNA, 1389 nt
Organism: Ambispora gerdemannii
Lineage: Eukaryota; Fungi; Glomeromycota; Glomeromycetes; Archaeosporales; Ambisporaceae
Source: the annotation of a GenBank genome assembly
AUGGCUCGACCUAAUUCCGGUUGGAAUUCUUUUUUCCACACAAACAACGCCUAUGACACUUCGAACAAUGCUACUAAUAGUAGUAAUGUUGCCGAAACAACACCCACUGACCCGUCUUUACAGAGACUAUCUUAUUUUCAACUAAGAAGCGAACUAGGACCUAACUACGAUACUAAUAUACCACUAGAUUUGCGUGCAAAAAAAGUGCAAGACGUUGAACGUGGUGGCGGAUAUCCUGAUCCUAAUAACCCAUUUAUAGAUAGCAAAGAAGCAACUAACAGAGAAGGAGCAUGUUGGAUUCCUCCUUCCAUUAAUAAUAACAACGAUCACCCAUUACCCAGUGCUCCUCCCGCUUCCGAUCUACAAUCAUAUCGUAAUUACGAGGGUGCUAGUAGCAGACCACACAGUCCUCCAUCUCCGCCGAGUGGCGAUAGCGGCAAUACAUCACCAUAUAACGAAUACAAUGAUAAACAAAUGCUAGAACAAAACGAUGAAGCAUUUGCGCAGCAAUUGUAUCGUGAAGAGAAUGAAAAAUUUUAUCUAAGACCCGAGAAUGCGACUUAUCAUGGUGCUGUUCCGGAUAGUAGGAACAGUGGUAUAGUUCCACUGAUUGAUCCUAAAAUGCCAAAAGCUCUCUCGGAUCCAAGAGUGUUAAGACAAUUACAGAAACGAAGGAUAUGGCGACCAUGGUUCACUUGGCUAGUUUCUAUUAUACAAGUUGUAGUAUUGAUUUUCGAAUUUAUUAAGAAUCAGAAAUAUACUGGAAGUGUGAUUGAAACUAGUCCCUUUAAUCCGAUGAUUGGUCCUUCGUCGGAGACUUUGAUUUUAAUGGGUGCGCGUUUUGUUCCAUGCAUGCGUGCUGUCCCAUCACUUGAAAAUAUGCCGUUUUCAUGUCCUAAUGCCACUACACAAAAUGCUACCUGUAGUCUGGAGGAUUAUUGUGGGUUUGACGGGUUUCAUGGAAAAGAUCCUAAUCAAUGGUAUCGAUUCAUCUUGCCGAUAUUUCUUCAUGGUGGACUGAUUCAUAUAGCGUUCAAUUUAUUAUUCCAACUUCAAACGGGUACACAAGUUGAAAAAGAUAUAGGUUUUCCUCGUUAUAGUAUAAUUUAUAUGGCAAGUGGGAUCUUUGGUUUUAUUUUUGGUGGUAAUUUUGCAAGGACGAUAGCUCCUUCAAUGGGCGCAUCAGGCUCAUUAUUUGGAAUAGUCGGAGUCCUAUUGCUUGAUCUAAUUCAAAAUUGGAAGCUGAUUUUAAAUCCAUGUUGGGAGCUGACAAAAAUGCUAUUAUUAAUUGGUAUCUCAUUUCUAAUCGGCCUUUUAUUACCGGGACUCGACAACUUCUCACACAUCGGUGGAUUUGUAAUGGACGUGCAACAUGGUUCUUUAGAAUAG